GCAGCACAUGUCCGGGAAAUUUAACGCUGCUUGAGACUUCCCAGUUGAUCCAGUAAAGUAGACACAGCACUGAGCUGCUGCAGUUUCAGUUUGUCAGUUUCCACGCUCGCUCUGGGACUCCAGCUCCACUGAUAGUGUUCAGUCAUUAAUCAUCUCUGGGGGGUGGCUGAUUCCGAAAGGAAGAUCCCACAGUUCACCUCAGAAAGAACCCAGGACAGAUGAAUUCGAAAGAAGCUGAGGAUUUUGAGUGCCCUAUCUGCAUGCAAGUACUGCACAAGCCGAUCAGAACCCAGUGCCAACAUGUCUUUUGCCAAGAAUGCCACGUUCAAAACUUCAACAUGAACAAUGGAAAAUGUCCUUUGUGCCGGAAUCCCACUUCUUCCAUGGAGCGACCAGCAACUGACAUUGAGACCUGGAUGAGAACAAUGAAAGCAAAUUGCAGAGGUUGUGACAUUGAGAUGUAUCUGAUCAACAUGAGGGCACACACUACAACCUGUGCAAAGUAUUUGGAGGAAUACGGUCCGAACUACAAUACAAGUGCGUUACCUCAGCCAACACCUGCCUCAUUCAGUGCCAUGGAACCAAACAGAUCUACAUUUACCUGUCCAUAUUGCCAACAAAUGGGUUAUGACAUGAAUGACCUCGUGCUGCACUGUUGCACAGAUCAUUAUCAUGACUAUCAGCAUGUGGUCUGUCCAAUUUGUGCAUCAAUGCCAUGGGGGGAUCCAAAUUAUCACAGCAGGAAUUUCAUUCAGCACCUGAGAGUCCGACACCAAUUCCAAUACCAAUACUUUGUGAAUUUUAAUCAGGAUGAAGAAUUGAUGCUGCAAGACACUAUGUGGAAUUCGUAUCAGGAUUUUUAUUAAAUCCCUUUUCAAGAAACAUUUCCUCCAGCAAAUCACUCACUCUCUUUCUAAAACAAAAAAGUCAUGCUUUUCAAAUCAGCUUUGUAAAAGUGAAUUCACAAGCAAGCUUUGAAGCUCAUCAUCCUGAACCCUGUUGAAAAUUGGUUUGGAGUUUUGUUUGCAGCAUCGUUGAAAGAAUCUUUCUGCCUGUUGAAGAAAAGUUGUCAAUCUCACAGCAAUAAUUCCUUAUGAUAGUCCGUAUUACUUGAGGUUUCCCUUUUGUGAAUGUUCAUAUUCAGUUGUAAACCUUCAAUGUAUCAUGACAAUAAUCCAUACAUUAUAGCACUUUUUCCUUAUUUUUUUGUGGGAUGGUGGCGUCUUUGCCAAGGACAGUGUGUGUUUCCCAUCCCUAAUUGCCUCUAGAAUGGAUUGGCUGGACGGGCCAUUUCAGACAGCAGUUAAGAGUCAGACAUAUCGCUGUGGGUCUGGAGUCACAUGUAGACCAGACCAGGAAACGAUGGCAGAUUUCCUUCCCUAAAAGAGAUUAAUGUGCCAGAUUUUUUUUAAAACUACAAUUGACCACCAUUUCAUGGUCACCGUUACUGACACCAGCAUUCAAUUCAGGAUUUGAAUUAAAUCAUUUGGAUUGCCAAUUGAUUUAAGUGCCAGUGGGGAAGGUUUGAACAUGUGUCCCCAGAACAAUAACCUGGGAUUCUGGAUUGCUACACACUGGCAUACAAACAAGGCGUUUUGAUCCUGUUAUGGAAUUCAGUAAGACCAUUGUCGAUCUGAUUUUAACCUCAGCUCUAUAUUCCUGGCAUCAUAAUGCCACUAUCACCAUGUGAAUUUUUGUAACUCUCUUUUCUUUCUCCAUCACUUUUUCGGAUUAGAUUGACCAUCCUGCCAUAUUGUUCUCCUUCCUCAGUGACUGACACAGUACUAUUCACGUGUUACUGUUACAUAUGUUCCAACACAGUCGUCAUAUCUUGCAAUGUCUGACUUUUCCCGCUGUGCAUAUGGCCAUCUUUGCUCCUAUCCCAUGAAUAGACAUCAGUGUAGAUGAGAUGAAACUUUUCCUGAACCUCUGUUCUCAACAAUAUUUGUCCCCCAACCAACAUCAUUAAAAUCAAAUCAUCUGGUCACUAUACAUUGAUGUUAGUGGGAUUUUCCUGAGCCUAAGUGUUGCAAUAUUGCAACACUU
This is a messenger RNA of Rhincodon typus (whale shark), 2046 nucleotides long. RefSeq names its product E3 ubiquitin-protein ligase RNF138-like. Gene Ontology annotation, molecular function: ubiquitin protein ligase activity. The transcript has 6 exons. Lineage: Eukaryota; Metazoa; Chordata; Chondrichthyes; Orectolobiformes; Rhincodontidae. The coding region runs from base 219 to 866 and encodes 215 amino acids. The record is from RefSeq and is a predicted model, not a curated record. Gene Ontology annotation, biological process: protein polyubiquitination; ubiquitin-dependent protein catabolic process.